Ruditapes philippinarum (Manila clam) is the source of this 1963-nucleotide messenger RNA. RefSeq lists its product as uncharacterized. The record is from RefSeq and is a predicted model, not a curated record. The transcript has 22 exons. Lineage: Eukaryota; Metazoa; Mollusca; Bivalvia; Venerida; Veneridae. Bases 83 to 1894 code for a protein of 603 amino acids.
CACUGAACCUAUAAAAGACAAGAAAAUCCCCCUAAUCAUCCUCAUUGAUUAGCUUACAGUUGGACUUACUUAAGAGAUCAAGAUGAAACUGUUUACAUUACUUAUUAUUUUACCCGCCCUGGCCAUGGCAGUCCCCGAGAAAAGAUUUAUAGAAACUAUCACAUCGUUGAUAGAUACACCCACAUUGAAACUUCAUCUCCAGCAACUUAUCGAUAUCAUUGGUAGUGAUGCCACAGAAGGUGCUUGUGAAAAAGCUGCACAUACUGUUUUUUCUGGUCUAUUGGACCAUUCUGUACCUCUUAUAUGCCAUUCAUUACAGGAGCUUGUUCAUCAUUUCCAAAUAGUGCCAUCAACCAGCUCAGUCAAACGUCUCGCAGUUGUACCUGAGAAAAGAUAUCUCUUAGAUCAUUUGACAUCGUCGAUAGAUAUAUCCACAUUGAAAGCCUAUCUGCAGCAACUUCUCGAUAUCAUUGGUAGUGAUGCCACAGAAGGUGCUUGUGAAAAAGCUGCACAUACUAUCUUCUCUGGUCUAUUGGACCAUUCUGUACCACUUAUAUGCCAUUCAUUACAGGAGCUUAUUCACCAUUUCCAUAUAGUGCCAUCAACCAGCUCAGUCAAACGUCUCGCAGUUGUACCCGAGAAAAGAUUUCUCAUAGAUCAGUUGACCCAGUUGAUAGAUACUACCACAUUGAAAGACCAUCUGCAGCAACUUCUCGAUAUCAUUGGUAGUGAUGCCACAGAAGGUGCUUGUGAAAAAGCUGCACAUGCUAUCUUCUCUGGUCUAUUGGACCAUUCUGUACCACUUAUAUGCCAUUCAUUCCAGGAGCUUGUUCACCAUUUCCAAAUAGUGCCAUCAACCAGCUCAGUCAAACGUCUCGCAGUUGUACCUGAGAAAAGAUAUCUCUUAGAUCAAUUAACAUCGUUGAUAGAUACACCCACAUUGAAAAUUCAUCUCCAGCAACUUCUCGAUAUCAUUGGUAGUGAUGCCACAGAAGGUGCUUGUGAAAAAGCUGCACAUGCUGUCUUCUCUGGUCUUUUGGACCAUUCUGUACCUCUUAUAUGUCAUGGAUUCCAGGAGCUUAUUCACCAUUUCCAAAUAGUGCCGUCAACCAGCUCAGUCAAACGUCUCGCAAUUGUACCUGAGAAAAGAUAUCUCUUAGAUCAAAUAACAACGUUGAUAGAUACUCCAACGCUCAAAACACAUCUGCAGCAACUUCUCGAUAUCAUAGGUAGUGAUGCCACAGAAGGUGCUUGUGAAAAAGCUGCACAUGCUGUCUUCUCUGGUCUAUUGGACCACUCUGUACCUCUUAUAUGUCAUGGAUUCCAGGAGCUUGUUCAUCAUUUCCAAAUAGUGCCAUCAACCAGCUCAGUCAAACGUCUCGCAGUUGUACCUGAGAAAAGAUAUCUCUUAGAUCAAAUAACAACGUUGAUAGAUACUCCAACGCUCAAAACACAUCUGCAGCAACUUCUCGAUAUCAUAGGAAGUGAUGCCACAGAAGGUGCUUGUGAAAAAGCUGCACAUGCUGUCUUCUCUGGUCUAUUGGAUCACUCUGUACCUCUUAUAUGUCAUGGAUUCCAGGAGCUUGUUCACCAUUUCCAAAUAGUACCGUCAACCAGCUCAGUCAAACGUCUCGCAGUUGUACCUGAGAAAAGAUAUCUCUUAGAUCAAAUAACACCGUUGAUAGAUACACCCACAUUGAAACUUCAUCUGCAGCAACUUCUCGAUAUCAUCGGUAGUGAUGCCACAGAAGGUGCUUGUGAAAAACAUGCACAUGCUGUCUUCUCUGGUAUAUUAGACCAUUCUGUACCUCUUAUAUGUCAUGGAUUCCAGGAGCUUGUUCACCACUUCCAAAUAGUGCAAGUAACAACAACAACAACAACAGCAACCAGAUAGAUUAAACGUCUUAUAUAUGAUACAUUCGUCACAUGUACAGAACACAAUAAAGAAAUGUGUCCCUGAUUA